AUGAAGUUGAUGCUAUGGCUUACUCGAUGUCUCGUGAGGUCUCUCCUUCUCAUCUUUUUGGAUGUACGGAUACAAAGCACUCGCCGAGAGUAUCAACCCGUGCGAUUUAGGGGUGGGAAACCUUUGUCCUUAACAAUCGACUCCCUGGAGAUUAAGGAUACUCCGCUAACAAUCUCGGGAUUUUCGGUGAUUCCAGGUAUCGCGUAUACUGCACCCGAUCUGGAUGCCACUGUCCGUGUCAAACUGAUGACAUUGAACGGGUCCCAAAUCAGCUGUGUCAAAACCGAUGUGGACAAUGGCAAGACGGUUGAUCAGGCAGGUGUGGGCUGGGUACUGGCCGUUGCCACCGGUUUCGGUCUCCUGGCCAGUGCUGUCAUUGCAAUUCUCGGGCAACCCGGUAUUGCCACCCAUGUCUCGUUUCGCGCUCGGCUCCUCCUGAGCUUCAUGCAAUCCCAGGCUAUUGCUGGUAUGAGCUCGAUAAGUUUCCCUCCGAUUGUCUAGUCCUGGACUUUGCGUUUUCAAUGGACUGUGGGCAUUGUUCACCACGGCCCAUUGCAGACGAUCUGCACAUGGUAUCAACGCCCCACCGGUAGUACCCUUCGGGUCUCGUCAAUGUACCCAACGAAUCUGUCUACAUGGCGAAACGGGCACUAGC
Aspergillus homomorphus CBS 101889 is the source of this 655-nucleotide messenger RNA. RefSeq names its product TRP-domain-containing protein. Gene Ontology annotation, biological process: fungal-type cell wall biogenesis; transmembrane transport. Bases 1 to 501 code for a protein of 166 amino acids. The record is from RefSeq and is a predicted model, not a curated record. The transcript is spliced from 3 exons. NCBI's taxonomy places the organism in Eukaryota, Fungi, Ascomycota, Eurotiomycetes, Eurotiales, Aspergillaceae.